This is a messenger RNA of Dictyostelium discoideum AX4, 933 nucleotides long. RefSeq lists its product as hypothetical. The transcript has a single exon. The coding region runs from base 1 to 933 and encodes 310 amino acids. Lineage: Eukaryota; Evosea; Eumycetozoa; Dictyosteliales; Dictyosteliaceae. Gene Ontology annotation, molecular function: heme binding; 2 iron, 2 sulfur cluster binding. The record is from RefSeq and is a predicted model, not a curated record. Gene Ontology annotation, cellular component: cytoplasm.
AUGAUACCAGUAAAUUCACCUCCAAAAUCGAUAAGGAAAAGACAGUCAUGUGAUUCAUGCUGUUGCAGCUCAAAUAAAGGUAAAGGGCGAAUUCCAGCACACUGUAGUAGUAAAAAAGAAUAUAGUAGUAAUAAUAGUGGCAUUAAUAAUAAUAAUAAUGGUGACAGAAAGAUUAUAAUUGAGCAAAAGGUAUCAAAAGAUCAACCAUUGUCAGAGUGUUUAAAUAAUAUAUCAAAUAGUUUGCAAUAUUUAUCGAAUGAACAAUUACCACAAACUAAACAGUUAUUAGAAAGUAUGAGUAAUGGCAAAACAACAACGACAUUAGUAUGUGUUUGUCAACAAUCCUCAAACCUACCUUUUUGCGAUUCUUCUCAUGAAAAAUUUAAUAAAGAAACAAAUUCAAAUAUACAACCAAUCUAUUUAACUUUAAAUAAUAAUACAAAUGUUAAUAGUAACAAUAAUGAUAAUAAUAAUAAUAAAAAUAAUAAAAAUAAUAAUAAUAAUAAUAAUAAUAAUAAUAGUGAUGAAAAGAAACAGCAACAACCACAAGUUAAAAGAAUAAUAGAUACAACAAAAAUAAUAGAAAAAGAAAAAGAAAAAAUAAUAACACCUAUAAUAUCAAAAUAUAAACCUGGUAAAUUAAAUGAUCCAAUAAAUCAAAAUAAUUGGUUCUCUUUAGAGGAAAUAGCAACGCAUAAUAGUUUUGAUAGUUGUUGGAUGAUCAUACAUAAUAAGGUUUAUGAUAUUACGAAAUAUAUUAAUCACCAUCCUGGUGGUAAGAAUGCAUUAUUAAGAUUCGCAGGUAAAGAUGGAACAGAAAAUGUUCAAUUUCAUUCUUCAAAAAUGUUACAAAUUUUAAAUGACCAAUAUUUCAUUGGACACCUUCAAAAAGAUCAACAAACUGUUGAACCAUCAAGAUGUACAAUAGUUUAA